UAUUUAUUGGCUUCCCAUCAUCUCCUACUCUCCUAACUCAUAAUAUUCCUUUGCAGCUUCUUCAAUCAUUAAGCCAUGGGGUUUACACCUGAAACCCUAAUCUGUCUUCUUUCUUCUCUCAUGCUGCUCUUGCCUUCACUAUCUGCUUCUCAUGAUCAAGACACUUUUACACGCUCAAGAGCAACCUACUACGGUAGCCCUGAUUGCUACGGGACUCCAAGUGGAGCUUGCGGGUUUGGCGAAUUCGGAAGGACUGUCAACGAUGGCAACGUGGCUGGAGUAUCCAGGCUGUAUAGGAAUGGAACUGGCUGCGGUGCAUGCUAUCAGGUAAGGUGCACAACACCAGAAUAUUGCAGCGAUGAAGGGGCGAAGAUAGUGGUGAGUGACUACGGCGAAGGAGACAAAACUGACUUCAUCCUCAGCCCACGUGCCUUUGUGAGGUUGGCACGUGCCAAUGUGGCCUCGGAGUUGAUGGCUUCCGGUGUGAUCGACGUAGAAUACCGGAGGAUCUCGUGCCAAUACUCCGGUUACAACCUCAUGUUUAAGGUCCACGAGCACAGCAGAUUCCCUCAUUACCUAGCUAUACUCGUUAUAUAUGUAGCCGGACAAAAUGACAUCACAGCCGUUGAAUUGUGGCAGGAGGAUGGCCAGCAAUGGAGGGGCAUGCGCAGAGCCUUUGGGGCGGUGUGGGACAUGGCUAACCCACCGAGUGGUUCAAUCAAGUUCAGGUUCCAAGUGAGUGGCAGCGUGGGUACAACAUGGGUGCACUCGAGAAAUGGUCUCCCGGGUGAUUGGAAGCCUGGGGUUGCUUAUGACUCAGCCAUUCAGCUGCUCGCUUAAAGCUAGCCUCUCUCUUUUAGUAGUAUAUAUGAUUAAUGGAAGGGUUGUUAAAGAGUAAUUCUAUGUAACAAAUUUAUGUAUAAUUAUCGUAUAAUUAGAUGACGUGUUAGUAAAAAUUAGCCAUUAAAUUAUAAGUGCUGAUUUGUACUAUAAUAUCAUCUAAUCAUAUGUUAACUAUACAUUAAUUUACUAAAUAGCAAUAAGUGCUCUCUAUGUCUUGCAAAUAAUCUAAUUAUAUGUUAAUUAGUAGGGAAUCCUAUUAAUGUAUGCUUUGUCAACAGAAGUGAUCUCUACGUCUUGCUGUACUAUGCAUUACUGAGAGAAUAUGAAUAAAAUAUCCACUUAUUCA
Messenger RNA from Alnus glutinosa, 1189 nucleotides. Its product is annotated as expansin-like B1. Gene Ontology annotation, biological process: sexual reproduction. The record is from RefSeq and is a predicted model, not a curated record. Gene Ontology annotation, cellular component: extracellular region. Lineage: Eukaryota; Viridiplantae; Streptophyta; Magnoliopsida; Fagales; Betulaceae. The coding region runs from base 76 to 840 and encodes 254 amino acids. The transcript is spliced from 4 exons.